AUGGGAAUUAGCAAUUUUGGAAUGCCGCAUUGGUUCGUGUUGACCCUUUUGCUGCUCUGUCGCUCGUGUGAAGGAUUACACUUCAAUGUAACACGAGUGAUACACGGAGACCACCGUGACUUAUUUACGAACAUGGAUCCUCUUGGGAAGUGUCCGCGGCGAAAUGACAAUGGAAGGCAGUGGUGUUUGGACAGGAAUGGAGAUUGUAGUAAUCGCGGAUGCUGUAUUUGUAGUUGCACUUAUUCUCAUUCAACAUUUCGAAUGGGUGCCUCUCCAAAAACUGCAACUUGUGUAGAAAAUUCUUCUUUUCGAACAUUUGCAGGUAAGAGUUUCGCAAUAUUUACCCUUCGAGCAGUGGUUUCUCCAGGCCGGAUGCUACGGGAGAGGAGCGUCCGGUCUGGAGAAACCACUGCUCGCAGGGUACGCAAUAUUUUGCUUUCGACUGUAUUUUCGCCAAUGAUCAGCUCUGUGUUUUAUUAAAAAAUCUGGCAUGCUUGUGCAUAGAAGAUGUUUAAUAGCACGAUGUGACAGGGGAAAAAGAAUAUUUGUAUCUUUGUAAACGAGGUUUUAAGGGGGUUUUAAGAAUUUCACUUAGCGUGAAGGCGUGUUUGUCGCGGAAUGAAAAAUUAUUUUCAGAGGCGAUUUUUAAUUUUUUUACAAGACUACAUCAACGUGUAUUUUAUUUACCUUUCAUACUCCACCUAAUAAACGCAUUUCAAGUUCAUUUACUGCAUAUUUAUCUUGGUCUAAUCGAAGACUAUUGCGCAAUGUUAACAUACAUUUCCUUGCCUCUGAACAGCACUCGUCACGCAAAUCUUCCAGAAUUGCGUGACAACCAGAUGUAUCUGUAAGCAUUUCCGUUCUGUAUUUUUCCUUUCAAAUGUAGGAAAGCUAAACAUGACGGUAAAGUCAUAGUUUCUUUUCUCUGUCUAGGUUGUUCAAAGACAUUUGCAACUAUUCUUAAGUCACAACCCCUUUUGACGUUGGAUCUUAAAGCACAAGGUUCUAAAGGCAUGAACAGUGCCUUGCCAGAUAAGUGUAACAUUACACAUGCUCAGUAUCUUGAGCAGCUUUCAUGGAAGGAUCUCAACAAUAAAGAGAAGGACACAUUUUACAUUAGACGAGUUCCUGAAUGGCCCUACACCAACCUUACGGUAUGUUAUGUUGUGUAAUGUUUAAAUUUUUGUGGGUGACAAGAGGAGCUUGUUAAUCUCCAGGUUGUUAUUACGCAUUCGUCGCAUGUAUGUAGCAAGCAUUUGUUUGGUCUUCCACUAAGAAUGUACAUUAUGUAUGGAAUGCACAUAACACAAUUUGAUCAUGCACUUUUGAAUCUUCUAUCACUCUUAAUCUGAUCAUGCCUGUUUUGACUUUCUGUCACGCAAACCUUUAGCAAAGCACAGCGCUGGAGCAAAAGCGUUUUGACCUUAAGCUAGAAGUUAUUGAGCUAGCAUUGGGUUAGGGGAGGGGUGAGUGGGGAGUACCCCAGAAUCUCCACUUCUCUAAUAUUUUUGUUGUUUCUCUUUUAAUUUGUAUGUCAUCAGUGGACUGGGAAAAUGCCAUCUUUGUUCUCUGGCUACAUAAUGAAAUUACGUGGUGAAUGUGGCGAAGGAUCUCCAGUGCAGACCUUCUGUGUUCUGUUCAAAACAAAAGGCAACCAAUCAUGUGAGUGCAACAAUUGUUCGUUAAUACUCCUCUCUUCUUCUUAAGAGCUCAUUCAUUUCAAGUUUGUUAAUGUUCCGGAGUUGGUGUGAAUGUCAUAAAAGCCCCACCCAACUAUAAAUAGCUUGCCCUGUAAGGUUCUUGAAGCACCAAAGAGUAUUACACCUUCCUCCCCCAAGAUUACUUGAUGAACGUACAUUAAAGCAACACUGACAUAACAUACCUCUUGUGCUGGAUGGGCACCCAGGGCUGUCAUUAGGAGCAGGGGGCCGGGGAUUUCCCCCAACUAUUAUGAAAGUGGCCCCCGGCUACUUUCAUAGAAAAAUAGAAGAAAAAUAGAACCAAAAGAAAUCCCUAGCUGUUUGAUUCCCCACCUACUCAGUGGUGGAUCCAGGGGAGGGGCCCAGGGGGGCCAAGUCCCCCCUUAAUUUUAGACCAAACAGAGGACCGAAGGACCGAAAAAAAAAUUGUUUUUGACACCAGCCCCCCUCCCUUUAUCUCAGGGUCUGGACGACCGGGCCCCCCUAUCUGAAGGUCCACCACUGCUACUCUCUGUAUUUACCCAGCAACUUGAAAUCUUAGUGACAUCCCUAGGCACCCCCUUAUUUGGCCUAAAGAAGGAUGUACUGGUUUCAUUUGUUCAAAGGGUGGAUAACAGUAUCCACUGGAUAAAUGUCUAUCCACUGAAUGAUGUUAUUGGUUUCCUGGAUACUUAUCCUCUGGAUAGUGAUUUAUCUGGUGGAUAGCACCAUCCAUCUUUUAAGCAACUGAGACCUGCUAAACAGGGUCUAGCUUUCAGGGUCUUACAUUUUAAACAGGGUGUCUGUGUGGACUAGAGCCUUGAACAGGGCGGGGGUCAACUUGGGUGGUGUGAGGUUUACAUGGUCAGUACUAACAAUUUUUCUAAAAAUUAAAUUCUAUCAUACAUACAUACAUACAUAUAUAUAUAUAUAUAUAUAUAUAUAUAUAUAUAUAUAUAUAUAUAUAUAUGUGUGUGUGUGUGUGUGUGUGUGUGAAAUAAUUUAUAUACAAUAAGGGUCAUAGCCUGCGUAGCAAGCGUUUCCGUGCGGUUUAGGAGCAAAGAAUGAGGAACGAGAGUCAAAGACCGCGUGAAAAAUUGUUUCAUUUCUUGCGCGGCCACAACCGAGAAUCCCGUUCCUCGGUCUUUCUUUGCUCCGAAACCAAACGGAAAUGCUUGCUGCGCAGGCUAUAAGGGUCAUGAAAAGUGAAACGAAUGGUUUUUGUCUCAAACUGGGUCAGGCUUUGUAGGCCUCAGUGGCACACCUCUACCCAAACUUUACGUAAGUGUCCCCCCUGCUUAUGGUUUUUUUUUAUCAACUCAUCUUAUAAAGUCCUCUGUGGAUCCUGCCACUAACGACACAAUUUUCUUUCAAAAGGGACCUUUCCAGAUCCUAAAACUCAAGCAUAUCCAAUUACAACUUCAAUGUCUAUAACCACAGCAAAAUCCCAAACCACAGCAACACCCCAAACCAAGGGAACGACUAAAGUGACAUCUGCAGUGAAAACAACUGUUAAGGCCAAACGAACAGCAAAGGUAACUGAAAGAUUAGUCUGGACUGUGUGAUUUUUAAUAAAAAUCAAAGUACGCAGCUAAAAUCUUGGACACUUCUCUAAAGCAGACAGUUGUGUUGAACUUCAUGCAUAUCCUGUUUAUAGUGUAGAUAUUCCUGAAAUGCAUACACUUAGUUCUUGGAGGUGGGGGUGGGGAAGGGGGGUAAGUACUAGAUAUCCAGUCAGGCUGUGUUGCACAAGUUACAGGAAGUAGAGAAGACAGUUGGGGGGUGUGGAUGUGCGAGACAGGAGACAGUCAAGGCAUACGAGCGAAAAAGUAAAAUUAUACUUCCGCCCUCGUUUCUCCCGCCCCUCACACGUGUACUCGAUCUACUGUGACUCAAAAGAAAAAUAAGAGACUGCUCGCAGUUUACGCGGAAAGGAAAUGGAAAAGGCCACUACCCAGGCUCACUCUUUCCGCUAUCUGGAUUUACCAGGAUUAACUUGAUCCAUAUAGGAUUUUAGACUACGAGUAGUCUCUCUUUUUUCUUGGUCUGUCAAGCCAAGCAAAGUGCGCGAGACACGCAAUUGACCACGCGCGUGACUGAACUCGUGAGCGCGUGCGCGUGUACUCCCCUAACUAAAUCUGAAGAGAGACUGCUUGCAGUCUAAUGGGCUUUCCCGUAAUAACUUUUUUACCACUUGAUUGUUUUUGCAAGGCACGAUAUAGUAAACGAAAAACAACCAAAGCAGUUUCAGCAAGGCCCUCACCAGAGACCCCAAAAAUCACAGAGAGUUCUACUGAUAGUUCCGUGGCAACAAGACCAUCAAAAACAGAGCCUACUACUGCAGAUGUGGUAACUGUUACGCCUUCUAAAGAAUACAUUCCAGGGAGUAAAGAAGCAGUUUCAGCAAGGCCCUCACCAGAGACCCCUAAAAUCACAGAGAGUUCUACUGAUAGUUCCGUGGCAACAAGACCAUCAAAAACAGAGCCUGCUACUGCAGAUGUGGUAACUGUUACGCCUUCUAAAGAAUACAUUCCAGGGAGUAAAGAGGCUCACAAAGACAAGGAGGCACUGAGUGACAAAGAUGAUGAACGUAGCAUGACAAUGAUUGCAGUCAUUUCGGGAGUGGCAGCUGUUGGCUGUUUAGUCCUUGGAUUUCUAUGUUUGUGGUUCAUUAUAGUUCAACGGAGAAAAACCAGGUACGGUGUGAAGUUAACCCUUAAAUUGUGGACCCCUAGCUAUGACGGAAACCUAACGAGAAUCAAAGCUAAAUUCUCGGUAAAAAGUACAGACGUUUGACCGAAACAAACCUUGCUGUUACAGACUAAUACCCUCUCCGAUAUGGUUUUAUUGGCGGCACAAAAGUUAUGAAUCGGUAUAUAAAGAGCGUUUUCACAUGACUUUACGGCGGUAAAACAUUUUUGUUGUGUAAAAGCCCCCCCCGGGCGGGGGGGUAAAAGCUUUCUUUUGUUCCAAUAAACUUGCAUAGAUAUUGGCUGCGUAAGUGAAAACGCUUUAUAGUUUAGACUUUUCAACAUACCAGAACUAAAAAAACUGCAUAUCUGUAACUUUUUGCACCAGGAACGAAAGACAACGUAACUGACAUUCGUCGUAACAUCGACGUCAUUGAUGGUCCUACUCAAUCGAUAGAAUGGACAGAAAAAGGUUUGACUAGUUUUCAAAAUGUAUGUUUUCAGGAAAUUGUUUCUCAACGCUACCUCUUUUUAAUGUGUUUUGCAGAGAUCUUGCUAACUACGAUGCAGGAACAACAGGUAUCAAAAGUCAUUUUAUGCAUGGAAAUGUUUUUUGCCCUAUCUCCAAACACGAAAAAAAGUCGAGAAAAACUUUCCGCUGAGAGUCUUUUUUUUAAUGAUUGUCGUUGUUGUUUCGUCAUUUGGGGAUAUAAAUCGCACUGAAGGUCUACAAUUUAUCUGUCACAUCAUUUAAGUCACAGUUAAUGUCAAUCACCCAAGGGGCAGGCCUAUCAUUUGUUAGCAACAACUUUAGACCAUGCAUCGUUCAACCCACUGUACUCCUUAGGGGUUAAUCUCUACCCUUAGAUCGCUAUCAAUCGGCUAGCAAAACUGGUAUCUUUAACACUGCUUUGCCACUGAAUAGUGAUUUAUCUGGCAAGUACCAUUACAUAUAAGUAGGUUUAGUUUCAUCGUCCGGGUGAACGUAGUCCUGAAUAGGACUGUUGUUGUUGACAGUGAGUGACGUUUGGACAACCUGCGCGGUAGUCAUCUUCAGAGUCAGGGACGAUCAUAGUAAACCUACUUUUGAAAUGACUCCUUGAUUCAAACCUUUCCCAGUAUCUCCAUCUAUAUUCUGAGCAACUUGGGCUUGAUCUUGUUUGGUUUGAAUGACCUUACAGUCUGUGCAAACUUUGCCUUAAAUCCUUUGUUGAUACAGAAAACUAGGAGCUCAGAAUAUUUUCCUCUACUUAAGUCUCCACUUUGUUGUCUGAUUCUUUGUCCUCUGUUUUUGUUUAGUUAUUGCAAACCCAACAACAGGAACACAGGUACGUAAUUGUCACAUUUUAUUCUAACUGAGAAAAAUAUGUUAACUUCGUCACAUGCGAGCCUACUGCCUUCAGUUAGUUGCUGGGCCCUUUAAUUUCUCUUAGAAUAACUCAUCGGAUAAAGGCCAUUUACUUGUGUCAUAUGUGUGACAAGGUUUUGCAACUGCAAAAAUGUCUUUGUAGACAGAUUUUGUAAGAUGGUGCAUGAAGUUCCGUGGAUAGACGAGAAGCAACGUUCGUACCCACGUUAAAACCUGUAUUUGUUGCAAGUUGCGAAAAGUUGAUGCAGAAAGAAGAGAGCAAACCGUGUAUCAGUGUAUGGCGUGACUCCCGCGUAAUUUAAUCCAAGAGAGUAUUCACGCAACUUGCAACAACCUUGUUUGUUGCCAGACAGGUUUGACUCGUGGGUGGUAAAACGCGUAACAUAGCUUUUAACUCGUUUUCCAGCAAUGUUGCAAAACAUGUUGCACGUUUCUGUCGCCCGUUUUACUGUAGCUUUAAUGAUGGGAUUGUCGUCUUCACGUGACACUCACACCUUAACGGCUCCCAUGGUCACCUCCAAAUAUUUUUUCCUUAGCGCGUGAUGUUGUUAUUCCACUCAGUCUUACCCAGUUUUACCAUUUAAGAAAAGGUAAACACGGACAAUAUGCCACUUGAUAACUCAGUAGAAUUUUGAUUUGCACAGUAAAAUUCUAGUGUGGCAGUUUCUUUGCUCAGACAAUGGCGGAGAACUAGAUGAAGCAACGUUUGACAAGUUUUUAUGAUUAUUCGUUCAACGUCGCUCGCAUUUUCAUUACAUAACCCGUAAAAUAUCUGCUCGUGUUAUCUAACAAAACACCUCAUUUUGUUUAUUUUUAAUUAUUGUAUGGUCGUUGAAAUAGUUUGACCAUGUUUGACAGAAUUUUCCUUGUUUUCUUAGAAUCACUUUCCUAUUCCGGGGAUACUCAGAAAUCCUGUAUCUGACGAGAAUACUUACAUGGAACCCGUAGAAAGAACUCGCAAAAACGUUGAGAGAUAUAUAGGUAGGUGAUAUAUGGACAUAUAGCUGUUGUUUUUGUAAAAAAUUAGUAAUUAAAUGUCAGUCUAAAUCCACUGCGUCACUUUCAAGUUGUUUUUUUCUUUUCCUUUUAACGAAAAGGCUACAAAUUUUGAAGACACGACCUUGACGUAAUUGCCUUUUUUUCGACUUUAAAAAUGACGAAAAGGCGAUCAUGUAAGUUCUAAAAGAUAAACAUUUACUUGCGUUAAAACCGUUUGACACAUACACUGAACGUUGUUGAGCGGGCAAAAGUGAUGUGCCCGGACAUCCACGCAACAGAUCAUCAAGUUCCCGCUUGUUAAGUGCUUUGUGUUUUUACAGAUAUUGUGACUCUUUGUCUCUGCGGCGCAAGAUCUUCGUGUAACACAUCUACCACAUGGAAAGAGAGAAUGUCGAAAAAUGUUCCAUGCAGUUGUUUGUAAUAAGAUCCUACUAACAGUUUACCCCACCUACCCCUCCCCUAACCCAACAUUUUGCGCCAAGAAGCUCGUGUUAACGUUGGGUUAGGGGAAGUUUCGGGCGAUCCCGCACCUAUUUGAAAGAUUGUUUGAUUAACUGGGAAAAGAAUAGGGAUUGUCACAUAACAAUACCCCUAUCCCUGAAAACAAUGGAAGUGCAGAUUAAAGGGGAUCAGUGAAAUAAGAGGUUUAGAACGGUUCAGGUCUACUGCAAGUUUCCCCACAAUCUUAAUACUGACCCUCCGGCUAUCUGAAGAGCCUUUUAAAAGCUCUGCAAGUGCAUUCUUAGUGGCGCUUUAACGUUUUUAUCUGUACGGCCGUCCUCGGGGAACUUUUGCCCUUCCAACCAGUUAUUUGGCUUUCUUGUCAUUUUCUCGAAGAUCUUAGAUGCUGUGUAAAGAUUUACGAGAACGGGAGACCUUCUUAAUACUUCUUGUUGUUGCUAUUUUCAAAACCGAAACGUUUUGCGUCCUUUCUUAGAAAUGAUAGCCAUAUCUAGGGAGCGAUUAAAUAUGGAAACCCAAGUUCGAAACUUUGCAGGGAAUUCAAUGGAAAACUCCUCCGGAAGAUCUUGUAUGUAAAGAAGAGUUCUUUUGAAACGUUUAGCCAUCUCGUAGCUAUAAAAAUCUCUAGGUAAUAGAAAACAGCUCCUGGCUGCGAGCCCCUGACAGUUUUCAUACCAACUGGAUACAAGUCAGUGCAGGUUACUGGAAAGAACGCAAGCCAAACGCAAGAUUCAACUCGCAGAGCGUUAAGUUAAGCGUGAUUUUCAUAUGAUCACUGAACAGCAGUUCAGUAAUUUUCAGCGAUUGAAUUUAAACAACUCUUCAAUGACUGAGAUAAGAUUUUAAGCGCUGGGGUUUCUUAUAAGCACUCCUACCAUUUCAGAUCUCUCGAUGUUUCGCAGCCAUCUUAGGCGAUAAAACUUUUAAGACGGAAUCCAUCAGGAACUUGAGUAAUUUUAAUUUUCAGUGGACAAAAACCUUCUGCCAGAAUAAAUUUACGAAUAUCGCAUUCUUUUUUUGCAUUUUUCAAGGGCUAAAGAUGUAAUAAAUCAUCUGUAGGAACACCAAAGAAAAUUUCCCAUGGAAGUCCGAGAAAAUGAAUGUCAAAUUUCACAAGAAUUGUGAUUACGCGGGUAAAAUUCUGAAAAUUUCAUGUGAAAGAUGUCAUUUCGUGUAACUUGACAUUUGUCUUCUCGGUCUCUCAUAAGAAAUUGUUUUUGGUGUUACUACAGAUGAUUUAUUACAUCUUUAGCCCUUGAAAAAUUCAAGAAAGAAUGCAAGAUGCUUUAAAUUACUCUGGUACAAGAUUUUUGUCCACUGAAAAUCAAAUUACUCAAUGUCCUGGUGGAUUGCGUCUUAACUUAUUUUAUCUCUGUUAUCACUUAUUCAGGUGAUACAUCAUAUGACAACGAUGGAGAGGUACUUAUUAAGAAGAAUCCGGGUGCGAAGGACUCCCUGCCUUUGAACAACAUAAAAAUGAAGCCCCUUAACACUUCUAAUAGGAGGACACAGAGAGAACACACUUACGACAAUAGGGACCAAUUCACAAGAGGCAACAGGCCGGACGGAGAGAAACCAAUUUAUGAUAAUCCGGAGGACACAAUAAAUGAAGAGAAACCUGUUUAUCAGAGUUUGAUCAAGGAUGAUGCUCGUGCGCGGUUUAAUUCUGACCCGAAGGCACCAGUGUAUCAGAGUUUAAACCCAGAUGGGAUGAUGUACCAACCAUUGCAGAAAAAUACUGUUCAACAGGUGAGAAGGCGCAUGUCUCGGUCUAAUGUGAAUCUGUUUAGCCACAUCCGUUAACCCUUUUACCUCUGAUGGUGGGCAAAGAAAAAAUAACAUUUAUUUUUGUAAAAUCCUCAGAAAUAAAUGGUACCAUUCAAAAGUUCUGCCAAAAAGGUUUCAUUUUUAAAAAUGGUAACACAACAGAACUUAAUCCACAGAUUUAAAAGUUAGGUUGAGACAUUAACUCAUUACAAGUGUUGGUCCAGUAGUUAACCCAGAAUCUAACCUCUUUGUACAUUUAUUCACAAGACGCUAUGAGCCCUAAACGUGUUUGAAUAUCAAAUAAAAACGCCUCAUUCUUGCAUCAUGAAUUUCUUGCGGGAAACUAUUUUGUCUUUUUACCAAACACUCGCUCAUAACAAUGUUUCAUCGCGAUAUCAAUCAUAUCAAAGUUCGUCAAAAAUACUAGGCCAAGGGUCGGGUUUUCAACUUUGUUCAUGUUUUUUUUAUAUGUGAUGAAACACUAAAAUACUGUCAAAACCUUCCGUAAGCGACCACCCAAAAUGCGAAGAGUCAGUGGUCGCCUACGGGAGUCGAACUGCAGGAGGUCGAAUUGCAGAGAAGCCAUGAUUUGCAUGCAAUUUUUAGGUUACAAUAUAUGUAUAUCUAUAUUGUUUCUAGGAGAUCUCUCUAUACUCUGAGUAGCGAAGUACAUGGAGUUAACACAAAGAUCAGACAUCAGACCAUUGUAUCGGAAGGUCGCUUGGAAGAGGUUAAAAACAAUGAAAAUUCUAAAACCGAGAACCGUUUACCAGAAGUUUCAAUUAUAAAGCUUUCUGGGAAAAUUUUGGUGUCUAGAGAGGUGGUCGCACUUGGAGGUUCGAUUAUACAUGUGUACAAUACAUAUUGUACGGUGUUUUUGUCACUUUCGUUUGCUUGUUGGUCUGUCAAAACUAAGGCCAGGUCUCCUAUGUAGCCGUUCGUUGUCUUGACACGCAACGCAGCCCUGCCUGACGAGACAGAGAAUAGGGCGAAGACAAGAGCCAUAAUGGGACCAUUAUGGCUCUUGGUCGGCGACGCAAAUCAGCAAGAGAUCACCUAGCCUGCGUUGCAGUUGACCCGCACAUCGUCCAGGCCAUUACUAGAGUAUACAGUUGGGUUAGAGUGUCUUAGACUGUUUCAGGCGUCACAGAUCUUAGAGAGCGGGCGCAAAAUUGACGAGGAAAAACAAAAACAAAAACAAAACAAAACAAAACAAAACUGGGGGGAGACUAGAGCUCGCCCCAGUUUCCCCGUAUUUUCCUCCUCAUUUUCCCCUCGUAUGAUUAGACUCGCUCCUCACCAUCUGAACGCCGCGGUCUACUACUUGAACGCCUGGAAGUCUGGAACAGGCUAAGAGUGUCUGCGAGGUAGGGUCCUUAUUGCCUAUGUCUACUUUGCCCACUCUUUUAAUACGGCAAAUUGGUGUUAAUAAUAAUUUUAUUUUUCUUUAAGUGGCGAGAAGAUAUUCCAGAAUACCUAGCUCUGCUCAAUCCAAAUCAAAGCCCAAGGAACCUCUCACCCAGUCCCCCAGAGUACCAGCCUCCAUACUCCACAGGCCCACCCCCAGAGGACGCUGAAGAGUCUCCGGAAUACGCUGAUUAUGCCGAUUUGGACGAACUCGAGGAAAUUGCAGCGAAAGAGGGCUCUACCAAGUGUCCCAAGGAGGAUCCGUCUUAUGCAGCACCAUUGUAUAAUGCGCCUGAAGGACCCAGCUAUGACUAUGCCUGCCCGACCGGUGGUGUCGUGUAUGAUAUUCUAGAGGGACCUGAUUCUCAAUCAAAUGGUAUCACAAAUCAGGGCUUUGAGCCCCCAAUGUAUGCGGUCCUUGAGAGCCCUGACACAUCCCCAUCAAAUCAUUAGGUUAUAUAGUUAGCGACCACGAUAGUUAGUGACCACAAAUAGAACGUCAAAACAAGAAUAGCUUUUAUCGGCCAAAAAACACGUUUAAGUACAUUUCUCUAUGGGUCACUGCAACAUACGACAUCAAAAACAAAAAUCAAGGUGAAUCACUCUCACUGAGUUUUAAACUUCGUCCGUAAAAGUGAGGUCUGGCUUGGAAUUUCCAAGAAAAAUUUUCUCAUUCGGCAAAUUGAGUUGGAAUAAUCGUGAGCAAGUUUGAAAGGACGCGAUUACACUUACCAUGGUCCACACCCGAAAAGUCUGGCAGUUUUUGUUUUGUUUUUGUUUUUGUGUUUGUUUUGUUUUUAAGUUAUAUAACGCAUUUAGGUCGUCGUCAUAUUAUAAUAUGUCAUAUUAUUUGUUUCGUUUUGUUCAUCUUACGUAGGGUGCAAACAGGGCCUUAUUUAACUCUCACACCCUUUGGCUGGCGGCCGUAAACUGUUAGAGGCGGUUGUCGCGCUCUCUUUGAAUCGUUUGGGGGACUCUCGCCUUUAUCAGCCAAUCAACAAUUCAAAAAGGUUUUUGUCAUCUCUUGCCUCUACGGAGGUGAAUUGCGCAACACUACAUGC
Porites lobata is the source of this 11434-nucleotide messenger RNA. NCBI's taxonomy places the organism in Eukaryota, Metazoa, Cnidaria, Anthozoa, Scleractinia, Poritidae. The record is from the annotation of a GenBank genome assembly.